UCAUAUCUGCACCGACACAGCCACACGUGACUUCAUUCAUGUCUAACAACAAAACGCUACGCUGAGAGAGUGGCAGUGAGUUUGAUGUCCCAGACGUCAUUUGUUUCCGUGUGUAUGCUACAAAGUGUCGGUAGGAAGAGGAAGAAAUUGAUACGCAGCGUUAGGAAAAGCAAUGAAGUGGAGAAACCCCGAUGCAAAUAGGUAAACAAGCGCAAUUGAACUUUGGAUUACUCAACGGGGUGACAGUGUGAAGUUUCAAGGCCUGCUGUCUCGAAGAUGAGCGUUUGGGUGUUUGCCGGUGCGGUAACGACCGUGGUGAUACUAUGGCCAGGAAUGGGUCUUGGUCUUACCCCACCCACAAGUCAUACGACCCCCUUCUCCAACGCGACACCGGUCACAGUUGCGCCAGCUGACAAAAUCAACUACACCUUGGUACUGACCAAUGAUGGACCAGUGGUACUAGAUUCCCAGCUGACCUUCACUGCCAGUCUUCUAGAUCACCAGGGGAGGGUUGCCAAAUCGAAUAUGUUCCGCUAUGACUGGAACAACAAUGCUGAUAAGAACUUCGCAUCAAAGUUGGGAGACCUCACGUCCUCUUACCAUCGCAAGUUCAGCAGCGAAGUAACGAAGGCAGGACGAUGGGUUAUGACAGUGGCAGUGUAUGGUGGGAAGGAGUACUCAGAAAUGGUCAACUUCGGCAGUAUGGAAUUUGCCCUGACAGAAUAUUUGAAUGGGAUGAUGCACUCAAACCAAACCCUCCAGUAUCAGAGACAAAAGAACACAUUUUCAACUGGAAAAACGAUUCAUUUAUUCGCCAACUUUACAGACAAGUUUCCCAAUGAACUCUUCCGGCCAUCUUAUGACUUCUACUGGUACAAGAAUGGUGUUUUCUUCCAGUAUACCCAAGUACCACAUUGUGAACUGACUGUGGAAACUGAAGACAAUGUCACAAUUGAGACUAUGCUUCGUAUGACUUUUGAUGAUUUUCCUCCCCCAUUACUUCAGAGGGAGAGAAACUCAAGGCCAUUAAAUGCUAAACCAUGUAGUCCAGAGACUUUUAGAGGUGUCAAUUCUUCAUUGUCAAGGAGACAAGGAAAUUAUUUUACUCUCCGGGACAAGUGUGGAAGUAUAUCACAGCGUGUCUCUGUUAAAGAGCCCCUGAAGACAGUUGAUGUAGUUGGUGACUUGAGUGCCGCAAUUGGGCAAUACAUAUCAGUCAACAUAACCUGUAAUGGAAGCUACCCUACCUCAGUGUGCUGGAAUGUGACUGCCCUCAACACCAGUGUCCCGUCUUCACCAAUGUGCAAGCCCGCAGAGUUCCUGAGUACCUGUAACCACCAGGUCCGCAUCAAACUGACUGAUUUGGGAUGGAGGACGGUCAAGUUCACUGUCUACAACGAUGUCAGCUACAUGUCGUCCUCCUUCAAUGUCUAUGCGUAUGAUUCAGAUACUGUGAAUGUUCCAGCUCUGACCAUACCGAUUGUAUUCUGCACAAUAGGAAUUGUCAUCGUUAUUGUUGGCACAAUAUACCUCAACAAGUUACGCAAAAAGCCAAUCAUUGAAGUAGCCGAUUUUGACUUCCACCCGUCAAUGUCAACGGAAGGGGCAGGCAACUAUCUGUACCGACUUGUCAACAAGAUGAAACUGAUAUGGUACAGGAACAGAUAUUCCAAGAAACACACAAAUCCAGAUUUCCAGGAGACAACGGCUAAACAGUAUGGUGCCACCAACGAGUAUGAGAGCUUAUAGAACAGUCCGAGUCAGAACAUCCAGUGCCACACAAAGAGUUCCUGCUCAUUUGUGCACACAGGAUUUUAUCUUCUCUGUAAUAGCCAUUGUACACAUUGAGACAACGGCUAAACAGUAUGGUGCCACCAACGAGUAUGACAGCUUAUAGAACAGUCCGAGUCAGAACAUCCAGUGCCACACAAAGAGUUCCUGCUAAUUUGUGCACACA
Molecule: messenger RNA, 1957 nt
Organism: Haliotis rubra (blacklip abalone)
Lineage: Eukaryota; Metazoa; Mollusca; Gastropoda; Lepetellida; Haliotidae
Exons: 6
Coding region: 277-1749 (490 amino acids)
Source: RefSeq, a predicted model, not a curated record